Messenger RNA from Thrips palmi, 2861 nucleotides. It is a transcript of the gene Hgsnat, whose product is annotated as heparan-alpha-glucosaminide N-acetyltransferase. The record is from RefSeq and is a predicted model, not a curated record. Bases 350 to 2239 code for a protein of 629 amino acids. NCBI's taxonomy places the organism in Eukaryota, Metazoa, Arthropoda, Insecta, Thysanoptera, Thripidae. The transcript is spliced from 10 exons.
CCGAUGGUCCCGUCGUCCCGUCCCGCUACUGCCUGCCUCUGCCCUCUGCCUCUGCCUCGGCCGCGCCUCCCCCAGUCUCAGUGUGUCAGUGUGUGCGGCCGCGUGGUGUGCUGUAGCUGUCGGGUUCAGUCGAGCGUCGAACCGGUACGCCGCCGCGUCGCCGCGCGUGGAGUGUGCAGCUCUGCCCAUCUGCUGGACGCUGCAGAGAACCGUGUGAGUGUGUGUGUCCGGCGAUCUGCCGAGGAGGUACCCGGUACCAGUCGGGUACCGGUGGCGUCGGGUAGCGGGCAGCAGCCGCUGCAGCAGGAUUCCUCGAACCCCGGAGCAGCGCUUCGAACGCGGGUCGAGGAUGCUGCCGGCGUCCUUGUGGUGGCUGGAGGAGUCCGGCCUGGCGCACUGGGGCGGCCUGGACAUGACCGCCCUGCGCAUGGACCAGGCCUACGUGCGCGUGCACAACGUGGAGGAGGAGGACCCCCUGUGGCUCUACUCGCUGUCCGAGGACUGCCACGAGUGCCCUUACCGACGCACGGCUGACGUUUCCGGUGAGGGCCCCCACAUCCUGAAGGUGAACACUGCCAGGGGCGCUACCUGGAGGUUGUACACGAACGGCGAGAAUGACACGGUGGCGCGGGAGGACACCAGGUGGGCGUCCUGCGAGGUGCCGGCCCGCCUGGGCGAGUUCGGCGUCUACGACCUGCACGUCAACGGCACCGACUGCAUGCUGCACACGGACAGGGAGCCCGCCAACGUGCUGUUCCCCCUGGCCGGCGUGGCGGUGGUGCUGCUGGCGCUGGCGGUGCUCCACGGCGCCGUGUCCCUGGUGGCGUCGUGCUUCGGCCGCCGCCAGCGUCGCCGCCGCGAGGCCAAGAGGACGGCGUCGUCCGGCGUGGCGGCGGGCGCGCGCGCCGAGGACGACCGCCGCCUGCAGCACGACGGCUACAAGGUGCACCUGAACGGCAACGGGCGCAAGCUGCUGGACGCGGACACGCCGUCCGCGUCGCCGUCGCCGUCCUCCUCCAUCGCGACGACGCCCGCCGUGCCCACGCCCGCCCGCAGGAGGGUGCGCUCCGUGGACGUCGUCAGAGGCAUCAGCAUCGUGCUCAUGAUGUUCGUGAACCACGGCGCCGGCGGCUACUGGUUCCUGAGCCACGCCACCUGGGACGGCCUCUACGUCGGCGACCUCGUGUUCCCCUGGUUCCUCUGGAUCAUGGGCGUGUGCAUCCCCCUGUCCAUCCGCCCCCAGCUCGCCAAGGGCGCCAGCCGGUGCCGCCUGCUGCUCUCCGUCCUCAGGCGCUCCGUGGUGCUGUUCGCGCUGGGCGUGGCGGUGACGUCGCUGUCGGGCUCCAGGGUGGAGGCGCUGCGCGUCAUGGGCGUGCUGCAGCGCCUGGGCGUCUCGUACUUGGUGGCGGCGUCGCUGGCCGUGCUCAUGACCCCCCGCCGCUGGGGCGCCGCGGCCGUGGACAUGGACAAGGCGCGCGGCCGGUCGCCCGGCGUGUUCGCCGACGUCCUGGUGCUGCUGCCGCAGUGGGUCGUGGUGCUGGCGCUCGCCGCCGCCCACGUGGUGGCCUUCUUCCUGCUGGACGUGCCCGACUGCCCGCGCGGCUACAUGGGCCCCGGCGGCGUGCACAUGGACGGCGCCUUCGCCAACUGCACGGGCGGCGCCGCCGGCUACGUGGACAAGCUGGUCCUGGGCCAGGAGCACCUGUACCCCACGCCCGGCUCGCACGCCGUCUACGGGUCCGGCCCCUUCGACCCCGAGGGACUGCUCGGCUGCCUGACCAGCGUCCUGCAGGUGUUCCUCGGCGUGCAGGCCGGCAGCGCCCUCGUCACCUUCCCGUCGUGGAGGUCCAGGGUGGUGCGCUGGUUCGCCUGGGCCGUGGUGCUGGCCGUGGCGGGCAUCUGUGGCUGGUACUUCGGCGGCAUCCCCAUCAACAAGAGCCUCUGGACUGUCCCCUUCGUGCUGCUGACGUCGAGCCUGGCCCUCAUCCUGCUGUGCGUGUGCUACCUGCUGGUGGACGUCUGGCGGUGCUGGACCGGGUCCCCGUUCCUCUACCCUGGCAUGAACGCGCUCGUUAUGUACAUCGGCCACCAGCUCUGCUACCAGCUGUUCCCCUUCCACUGGCAGCUCGGCCCCAUGAACACGCACCUCAUGGUGCUGCUGGAGAACGUGUGGGGCGUGCUGCUGUGGAUCCUCGUGGCCGUCUUGAUGUACCGGCGCAAGGUGUUUGUGUCCGUGUGAAAUACCAUUUGACUUUGUUAGUGUGCGUGUGUGCGUUUGACUGCGUGUGCGAAUGAGAAUCAAGGCGGUUUGAGCGAGUGGGAGUGUGAAUGUACGUGGUGUACUGGUGAUCCUUUUUUUGCUCAUUGUUCUAAAAAAGAAAGUAGCAACUUGUGGUGUUAUGUUUUUCGUGUCAUUUUUGUCGCCGUUAGAUCAUUAUUACAUGUACGAAUUAUUUUGCUCAGGAGCAAGUUUAUGUUAAUUUUUAUCUUGCCGUGCUUUGUAUGUUGGCAACAGCGGCGGUGGAAUAUAGAUUUUUUUUUGUCGUUUUUGUGGGGCGUCUUAAGGUGCUAAGCAUCCUGUAACAGUAGUACCUACUAUUAUAGUUUGCAAAUGUAUGAUAUUGUCUAGUAUUAAGGGUUCCUUGGCAUGUAUGACGUGUGUAGGAAUUUGUAGCAUGUUGUUUUUUUCGGCUCAGUGGAGUCGUCGAGCCUGCGGAGGCAGUUUUUACAUCCCCCUGACUGAGUUUGAUAAGAUGUUAGUAAUAAUUAUGUUCUUAGUGCCAUGACAUCCUUUGAGAAUUUGAUGCCGUGAGUAGCAUUAACUUUAUUUGUUGUUGAAUAAAAAGUAGUUCUAAUGGAAA